This is a messenger RNA of Cimex lectularius (bed bug), 1832 nucleotides long. RefSeq lists its product as uncharacterized. Lineage: Eukaryota; Metazoa; Arthropoda; Insecta; Hemiptera; Cimicidae. The transcript has 13 exons. The record is from RefSeq and is a predicted model, not a curated record. Bases 62 to 1762 code for a protein of 566 amino acids. Gene Ontology annotation, molecular function: protein binding.
UAACUCAUAUGAUUAUCCACAUGACGUUUCUUUUUGUUAGAAUCCCUAGAAUCAAGAAGAAAUGGACGAUAACGACAACGAAGAUAGAAGACAAAGUGAAAAAAAGCUUAAGGCAUCACACUCUAGAGAAAGGGGUUCGACAAUUAUCUACAUUUACACAAUUAACGUUGAAGUUCCAUCAGGCCUGAAAAUUCAAGUUAAAUAUCGUGAAGACAUGUUCAUAAGAGAUUUAUUACACCAAAUAUGCCACAGAAUAUCAUUAGAUCCCAAUGAUCAUUUUUUAACGUUUCAUAAUCGUGAAUUAAGCGUAGAUAUGAGUUGUAAAGAAGCUGGUUUGUUUCCAAAUGGAACGUUGAAAUUAUUCAAAGGGAGAAAGUCACGUUCAGAAAAUGUUGACAUACAUGUAUCAAUUCAAGUAAAAGACGUGAGAUUCGCUUCGGUUUUUUGUUCUCUUGAUAAUCUUUGGCACAUAGUAACCAGGUUGUGUGCCAAAGAUACUUUUGAUAAAACCAUGGUCCCUAUUGUCAUUUUCAUGAAACAGGAAUUUAUUGGUAAAAAAGUAAUGAAAACUGUGACAUUAAGAGAUCUUGGUAUAACAAGAGGAACCUGUUUCUUGAGAUUUUUACAACUCAAACAGGAAGAUUUAGACCAAAGAAAGAUGAAAGAUGAUAAUGUUUCUCAAGGAACUUUAGAAUCUCUUGAACUUAUCGCAUCAGGCCCAGCAACUGAUGUUGGAGCAAGAACUGUACAAUUUUCACCUUAUGUAGAAGCGAAAGCAUCUUCAGUCAUGUGUAUAGGAGGAAGAAGUGCAGUACUAUUUGAUCAGCCACAAGCUUUAGAUAUACAAGAAGCUCUUCAUGAUGAAUUUUUUGAUACAACUAUUGAAGAGGUGCAAUUCAUGUUUCAUGAAGUAAAAAAAAGCAGUGAAGAGCUAGUAAAUUUAGAGGAAGAAGAAAAACAGGUGAGGGAACAUUUAGAGAAAAUAAAGCAAAAAAAAGCAUAUCAAGAUGAAACAGUGAUCAGGAUAUACUUCCCAAAUGGUCAGGUUCUUCAGGCUAUGUUUGCCCCAGAAGAAACAAUAGAAGAUGUUAAAAUUUAUAUUAAAACUUUCCUUCAAUAUGAGCACGAAUUUCAGCUAUUCCUUAAGCAGACUAAAGCAGAGCCUUUGAGUCUAAAUCUUAGACUGGAUGAAUUAGGACUUGUACCAAUAGGAAAACUUUACUUUGAUCAUAGUGGUGAAGCCAUGGAACAAUAUUUUGCUGCUGAUCUCAUACCUCGUAUAGGUACUUAUGAAAAUGCUGCAGAAGCUGCUCUCAGCGUAAGAGGGCAAAGCUUAAUGAAAUUUAUAAACUACACGCCAACCUAUGAAUCUAGCUUUGUCGACAAAGUCAUAGAUUUUAUACUACUUGUAAUUAAUUGGUUCACAAAGAGUGACCAAAUGCAUGUUGCUAAGAGAAAUCCAAUUGCACCUAAGUGGUUGAAAACUGAACUGAGUAGAGAUUCGCUAGACGAUAAUACAGAAAGACGGAUGACUUCUUUUGGAGGUAGUGUAAUGGAAGAUAGUAUGGAUGAAACUGAUGGUGAUGUGUCAGAGUGGGGCCCACCAAAAAAAAUGUCACAUUUUCAUAAGAAGGGUUCGGAUGGUAAAAAGAAAAAAACAUUUGACGAAGAUCACGAGUCAACAUUUGACAAAGAAAAAGCAUUUCGAAAGUCUUCUCCAAGAAAAUUUACCGCAAUAUUCAAAAAAGGCAGAUCUGAAUAACAAAACACAUACAUGGAAUAGUACAAUAUGGACAUUAAAAAAGCAAUAAAAAAAAAACUCAUUAACCUAA